Messenger RNA from Micropterus salmoides (largemouth bass), 5186 nucleotides. Its product is annotated as scavenger receptor cysteine-rich type 1 protein M160-like. The coding region runs from base 762 to 3461 and encodes 899 amino acids. The transcript has 12 exons. Gene Ontology annotation, cellular component: membrane. The record is from RefSeq and is a predicted model, not a curated record. Lineage: Eukaryota; Metazoa; Chordata; Actinopteri; Centrarchiformes; Centrarchidae.
AGAAGCGGGAAAAAUGGGCUUGCAUGAGGACUGAGUGACUUUGACAAGAACCACACCGUGAUGGCUAGACGACUGGGUCAGAACAUCUCCAAACCGGUCAGCACCUAUCAGAAGUGGUCCAAGGAAGGAAAAGCCGUGAACCAUGGACGGCCAAGGCGAAACUGCUGAAAAAGCUGAUGCUGGUUCUGAUAGAAAGGUGUCAGAACACAGAGCAGACACAAUGGCGUCCAGGUGCAAUGCAAGGAAAUAAUCUCCAGCUCUAACAGUGACUAGGUCGUGACACUCCCUUUCAUUUCUGCAUGAGAUUUACUAUCUGUGUAUCAUUUAUUUCAUUUCAUUUAGCCAUUGAGGAAGAGCCGAAAAUUGUAAGCAUGUAAACAUAUUCAUUAUUAAGUGCUUAAACACAGCACUGCUAUGAAUUUGUCAGGAGGAAAUUAUAUUUAUAUAAUUAUAUAUAUUGAAUUUUCAAACACAUUUUUGCCUUGUGUUUCAGGAAACCUUCUGCCAAAUGUCAUGUCUCCUCAAGAAUGAAUUUAGUUGUAUCUAAAUUUACAUAUUUCACCAAAUAGAUGCCUCAAAAUAUAAGUAUAUCAAUGUCAUGCACUAAGAGAAAACAGCCCAAAGUACAGCGUCGUGAUGGCCCAAAGUAGAGGCCAACAGGAAAUGGUAAAAAAAACUAGAAAUCCCCCUCAGGGCUGGACCUGACUCCAAACCUUAUAAAGACGAGAUCAAGCGAGAGCACGUGAAGAAGACUCACUGACAUGGAUCUCAGAGUGCUGAUUGUGUUUCUGUCGCUGUGGUGCUCAGGGCUCUGGACUGAAGUCCCACAUAGUUCCACUGCAGUGCCUGAUGAUGUCAGGCUGGUGGGAGGAGCCAGCCACUGUGCAGGUAACCUGGAGAAGAAACACCAGGGAGAGUGGAGAGCAGUGGAUGACCAGAUCUAUGCGUGGAACCUGACAUCGGCAGCUGUAGUGUGCAGACAGCUCAACUGUGGUUCUGUUGUUUCAUUACGAAGAACACAGGGUUCCUCUGUUAAAAUGAACGGGGUACUUGAAUUUACUGACUAUAUGCAGGGCUUGAGGCUGGCUAAAUCUUCAUCUGCCAGCCUGGAGAUCACCUGCUCAGAGUCUGUCAGGCUGGUUAAAGGGACUAGUCUGUGUUCAGGCAGACUGGAGGUGAAGUCUAACCAGUCCUGGUCCUCGGUGUGUGAAGCUGACUUUGACCUGCAGGAUGCAGAGGUGGUCUGCAGGGAGCUUGGCUGUGGGGCUCCUUCAGUCCUCCAGGGGGCGCAGUAUGGUGGAGUAGAGGCUCCAGUGUGGACCAGAGAGUUCCAGUGUGGAGGCCAUGAGUCUGCUCUCUGGGACUGUGGCAGCUCUGUUAGAAACACCUGCUCUUCUGGCAAAGCCAUUGAGCUCUCCUGCUCAGAACCUGGUGAUGUCAGGUUGGUUGGAGGAGCCAGUCGGUGUAGUGGCAUGCUGGAGAUUAAACAACAGGGCGAAUGGAAACCAGUGGCUGAGAGGGACUGGAACCUGAGGUUAGCAGGCGCAGUGUGUGGACAGCUGGACUGUGGCUCUGCUCUUUCCACCAGAAGAAUAAAGACACCCUCAUAUAGUAAACAUACGUGGGGAAAGAAAUCUGACUGUGAUGCAUCUACAGUGAUGAAAUGUUUUACAAAACUUCUAUAUUCCUCUUCCGUCCUACAGAUAACCUGCUCAGAGUCUGUCAGGCUGGUUAACGGGACUAACCUGUGUUCAGGCAGACUGGAGGUGAAGUCUAACCAGUCCUGGUCUUCAGUGUGUGAAGAUGACUUUGACCUGCAGGAUGCAGAGGUGGUCUGCAGGGAGCUUGACUGUGGGGCUCCUUCAGUCUUCAAAGGGGGACUCUAUGGAGAAGUGGAGACUCCAGUGUGGAUGAGGACUCUCCAGUGUGAUGGCAGCGAGUCUGCUCUCCUGGAUUGUGGAAGCUCAGGCUCAGCCAGAAACACCUGCUCACCUGGCAGAGCGGUUGGACUCACGUGCUCAGACCCUGAUGAAGUCAGGUUGGUGGGAGGAGCUAGCCGUUGCACUGGUAGACUAGAGCUGAAGCACCAAGGAGACUGGAAAUCCGUGGACAACGUAGGCUGGGAUCAGAAAGAAACAGCUGCAGUAUGUCGACGGCUGGACUGUGGAUCCUCUGUUUCAACAAUAAAGAAAAUGGAUUCCUCAGAACAACCUGUGUGGUGGAUCAACUCAUGCAUUCAGUCUAAAACUACACUGAAGGAAUGUGUGACAACAACGGAUAUGUCCAGCUAUUCCAGCCUGGAAAUCACCUGCUCAGAGUCUGUCAGGCUGGUUAAUGGGAGUGUCUGCUCAGGCAGACUGGAGGUGAAGUCUGACCUGUCCUGGUCCUCAGUGUGUGAAGAUGACUUUGACCUGCAGGAUGCAGAGGUGGUCUGCAGGGAGCUUGGCUGUGGGGCUCCUCUAGUCCUCCAGGGGGCGCUCUAUGGAGAAGCGGAGGGUCCGGUGUGGACCAGAGCGUUCCAGUGUGGAGGCCAUGAGUCUGCUCUUCAGGACUGUGGAGGGUCUGGCUCAGCCACAAACACCUGCUCACCUGGCAAAGCUGUUGGACUCACCUGCUCAGAUCCGGACAAUGUCAGGUUGGUGGGAGAGGCCAGCCGAUGCGCAGGUACGCUGGAGAUGAAAAACCACGGAGAGUGGAGACCAGUGGCGGACUGGGGGUCUGACUGGGACCAGACGUCUGCAGCUACGGUGUGCAGACUGCUGGAUUGUGGUUCUGCUGUUUCAACAACAGUGACAUAUGAUUCUCCAGACAGACUUGUGUGGUGGCUCAAGCCUUCCUGUGCCCAUUCGGCAGCUGCACUGUUGGAGUGUAUGAUGCUGACUGGUGUUAAUGAAACCUACACCAGCCUUGAAGUGCUAUGCUCAGAUAUUCUGGCUUCGCCAAACAUCUCCUUCUCUACUUACACUGACGGGGAUUCUGAGGCCAAGCAGCAGGGACUUCAGGUGCUCACGGGCUCCACCUUCACCAUCGGCUGCUCCAUCCUGCCACAGUAUCCAGGAGGCUCCUUCCAGCUUAUCUUCACCAACUCUGACACAACGCAGAACCACACCCUGCCAGCUGUCAAUCACUCUGCCCAUUUCCUGUUCUCUGCUGCAGACCACACCCACCAAGGGGACUACAGCUGUGUUUAUCACAUCUAUGUUUUCUCCCACAACUUCUCUUCUGAGAGCCAGCCACUCCAUCUCACUGUCUCAGCCUCUCUAAUAGAGUUGAUCAUCAGACUUGUUGUCCUCCAGCUGGGUAUGAUGUUACUUAUCACUGCCCUCUGCUUCAGCUACAAGGCCAGCAAAAACCAGAGGCUGGGACAAGGGAACACCACUGAGAUUAAUGAGUAUGUUCUUGGUGGUUCCAGUGCUGAAGGCUGGCUAGGUGAAGAGGCUAAAGCCCAGAGGAAUGAGUAGUAUCUCCGAGGUGGAUUCACACAUAAGAUUAUUAAAAACAGUGAAAGACUUUAGACAGCUGUUAACUCCAAACUCAGAUCUGUAAGACCCCGGAUCCCAUUUACUCUCACAGUAUCAUUGAUUCAAUGCACAGUCCAACAGCAGAGAAGUGGUUUUACAGGUUGGUGUGCAUGAACUUUACUCACAAAUGAGGCUGUCAGUACUCCUCCUGCAUUUUCUAAUAUUAUUGUAUUAUUUCUUUAUUUCAUCAACUGGCUCAAUGCUGCCAGAUAAAAAAGAUUCUUAUUGAACUCGGCUGCUGAGAAAUUCAAACAUGUUAAAUGUGAAUAUAUUGAUGUGGAAUAAUUAUACAUCUAAAUUAUAGAUAUUACUGAAAACAGUAUAAAACUACAAGAUUUCACUUGCAGUGUUGCUGAAUCCCUACUUUUUUUCCUAAAUUUCUCUCUGCUCGGUUGUCCUUGGUCACUGCUGCUAUCUCCCGUGUAGGGCAGCAGAUACGUGUUGCAUGGAAAUCUUUAUAAAAUAAGGAUGAAAAACCAAAACUGUCUUUGAGUAAGUUUACUUCACAGAUGAAAAUGGGCUUGUGGGUCUACACAAGAAUGGGGGAUGUCUGUCGCACAUACCUCACUAGUUCGUUGCUAGAAAUAUGUCCUUUACUGUAGAUUUCUGUUUAUCUCUGAAGACCUGCAGUCCAGGCCUUCCUAUUCUGAGUAAACUGUCAUAAAGCCAUAAGCCAUAAAGAACCAAAAUCAGACAAAGUUUAUCACUUUAACGUUAACAGAGAAAUAAAAAAUCUAGCAUUUUAAAAUGCAUCUAUUACAUACCCCUCAAAUUUACAAGAUGAACAGUGGAGAAAUGGAUGAAACUGCAGGAGCAGUUUGACUUUACUAAUGUACUGUGGCAUGAUAUCUUGUAAGUAUUGAGAAGCCUAGGAUUUUUUUUUAAAUGCAUUCUUGAAGAAACUGGCAAUCAGUGCAAAUGAAAUAAAUCUAGGGUGAUGUGAUAGUGUAAAAACAUUCAAAGCAGGCCUAUAACACUUUUAAAUGGGAUAAACUGAUACUUAAAAUAGUUUCCCCUUCAGGCUCCCCUAACAGCAGAACACAGUCUGGUUCCAGUAAUUAAAUGGUGCUGUAGUACCUGAAAUUUAAAGAGGUGGUAUUCUGUUUUUAGGCUUUUCCCCUCUCCUUUAUUGAGUUUAUAUCUUUUUUGUGCAUGUAACAGGUUUGCAAAGUGAAAAAGCCCAAAGUCCAGCCCAAAGGGAGUUCCCAUCUCCCACAGAAAGCUCUGCUCUGGACCGCUUGAAAACAGCUCGUUUGUAGUCCAGACCUUCACUUCCUUUACUUGUGACGUCACAAUGAAUACGCCUCAUAAAGCUCGCCAAGCGGAUAGCGGGGUCAGGCACGCCCUCAAACCAAGCUAGUUUCAGCGGAGGCCCUUUGGCUCGACUCGCCUUUGUUUGGUUUUCCACUGUAGAAAAGUUGCACCUGUACCUGCUUCCAGGUAUGUUUUUUUGGAUCACCUCCAUCAAGGUUCCAAGCGAGCUGAGGGAUACUAAAAUGUGACGUGAAAACACGACAGACUGCCGACUGGUCAGAUAGAAUCGACAGAGGCCAGCAACAGGAAGUUUUAUAUUUUACAGUUUUCGUAUGGAAUUUCAUCACUAAAUCCACUUCUGAGAAGUUUUGAGGUGAAAUCAGCUGUGUAGAUUUCCAAUAUUGACAGUUU